This is a messenger RNA of Rubroshorea leprosula, 695 nucleotides long. NCBI's taxonomy places the organism in Eukaryota, Viridiplantae, Streptophyta, Magnoliopsida, Malvales, Dipterocarpaceae. The record is from the annotation of a GenBank genome assembly.
GCAAGUUUCAUUGAUUUGCAGGGUUGAGUAGCUAGUACUAGAUGAAUCUGAUAAGCUAGUUGAGCCUGGAUUGUCAAAGCAGAUUGAUAGUGUGGUUAAGGGAUACUGCUUCAGAAUCAAUCAUUCAAAAGUUGGAUUUUGCUGGAAGUGAAUCUCAGAGAGUCUGAACCCACCAGUGUUAAUCUUUAUGCAAAGCAAGGAACGGGCAAAGGAACUUUAUGAAGAACUGAAAUUUGAAGAUAUUAGAGUUGAUGUCAUCCAUUCUGAUCUCUCCCAAGCACAGCGUGAAAAUGCAGUUGAUGAUUUCAGAGCUGGCAAAACGUGGGUUUUGAUUGCUACUGAUGUUAUUGCUCAUGGUAUGGACUUCAAGGGUGUCACCUGCGUGAUAAAUUAUGAUUUUCCAGAUUCUGCUGCUGUAUACAUUCACAGAAUUGUCUGGCAGAGCAGGGAGGAGUGGAGAAGCUAUAACUUUCUACUCAGAAGUUGAUAUUCCUUAAUUGCCUUAUUUGUAGAAAAAAGUUCCCUCUCUGUUGCUGAGCAGUGUGCAUGGGCAUUGGGAAAUGUAGCUGGUGAAGGAGAGGAGUUGAGAAAUGUUUUGCUAUCUUAAGGGGCCUUACUACCUCUUGCAAGAAUGAUGCUGCCAAACAAAGGUUCCACUGUGAGAACAGCUGCUUGGGCAUUGUCAAACCUUAUCA